AUGGCGAUUACUUUACCCCAAUUUGGCGCAACUCGUCUACGAUCAUAUAUCCUCCGCUUGCCUUUAUUCACGAGAUGUAUAAUAGCAAUUAUAUUCAUAUUAUGGCUCGUCAGUCUGCAGCCAGCUUGGGACCUCCAGAAAUGGGGUGGCUUGUACCCGAAUGAGAUUGGGUUACAGUCAAUGUAUCGCACAAAUACCUUCCCAUUGAUACAUAUGGGGUUCCUACAUAUGAUAAUGAGCACCAUUGCUCUAACCCCAUUGUUGGAGAGAUUUGAGGCGGAAUAUGGGACAUUGACUACGUUGGCAUUAUUCAUGGGCCCUCUGUCGACGAUUCCUGCAUUAAUAUAUACAUUCGUGGAAAGGGGAAUCUUCCACAUGAACACAGGAGUGAUGGGUGCCAGCAUUUGGGUUUUUACUCUACUUGCAAUGGAAGCGAUCAAGACAUACAAAACAAACCCAAAUUUUGUAUUGGGAACAGUACACAUUCCAACAUGGACUACACCAAUUAUCCUUACACUAUUCAUAUCAUUCUUGGUACCACAUACUAGCUUCCUUGGGCAUCUUUGCGGGCUUGUGUUUGGUUACGGAUCAUCUACCAUCUUGCGACAUGCGCCGGUUCGAAAAUUACCACCAUAUCUAUCCUUUCUUUGCAUAGCCAUUGGUGUUGCAUGGCUGUUACUUCUGCCAUUAAACGAUUAUUCGAGGAAUACUUAUGUUUCGGAGAAUGCACUGUUGCCAGGCCAGGUCCAUACAUAUUUUGCGGGAAGUGAUCAGAACAUUUUUCGUGGAUACAAGAGGGAGGUUGAUGCUUUGGGGGAGAGCAGUAAUGUUGAAGUGAAUGAUAAGCUCGAGGAAUUCUUCAAGGCUACAGGACUCAAGGUUGCGAGACAAAAGUAUGAAUACAAAUCCGCGGGUGAAGUUUACAGAGGAGAGAAUGUGUAUGCGAUCUUACACGCACCACGAGGUGAUGCCACGGAAGCAAUUGUGUUGGUAGGGGCUUGGAGAAACAUUGACGGGGAGUUGAAUCGCAGUGGUGUUGCUUUGGUUCUCACUCUGGCGAGAUAUUUCAAUCGGUGGUCUUUGUGGUCCAAGGAUAUCAUAUUCCUGAUUACAGCAGAUAGUAAAGCUGGUCCUCAGGCUUGGGUUGAUGCCUAUCACGAUACACACGAGUCGCCCGCUAUCGAUUCAUUGCCCGUCAAAAGCGGAGCUCUUCAAGGAGCUGUUGUCAUCGACUAUCCUUUUGAUCACCGCUUUGAAUCGAUUCAUAUUGUCUACGAUGGAAUCAACGGACAACUUCCCAAUCUCGAUCUCUUCAAUACCGUAGUCUCAAUUGCUAGCGGUCAAAUGGGCAUUAGAGUCUCACUCCAGAAAAUGUGGCAGCACAGCGAUAGCUACCAAGAUCGACUCAAGACUAUGUUACGUGGUAUGAUAAAUCAAGGAUUAGGUCAUGCUUCUGGGCCUCAUAGUAGUUUCAUUCCAUAUCAUGUGGAUGCGAUCACACUUCAACCAUUUGGAAACGGCUGGCAAGACGAAAUGGCCAUGGGGAGAGUAAUCGAAAGUACUUUUCGAAGUUUGAAUAAUUUAUUGGAACAUCUCCAUCAAAGUUUCUUCUUCUAUUUACUUAUGCAAGCUAAUCGCUUCGUGAGUAUUGGUACAUAUCUUCCAAGUGCCAUGUUAGUGGCUACAAACUUCACUAUUAUGGCUAUCUUCCUAUGGGUGAAAAGUGGUUGGCCCAGUCCCACCAAGACAGAAUCUGUGUUGUCGACGGAAAAAGGAGAGAAGGAGAAAGCUCCAUUGGUGAUUGUAGAAGCCGGCGGUUCAAAAGCCCUUAUCCCACAAAAGGAUCUUCAAACGCGCGAACGCAAGCUUGCACUUCCUCUCGCUGUUGUAGCCGGAUGUCAGUUCUUGGGGCUUGUUCCCCUUUAUAUUUUCAACCAUACUUCUAAAGUCAAUCUCCCCGUAGUCUUUUUCAUCUUCCUAAUCCUCAACACCUUCCUUCCCCUAGCCCUUUCCAUCCUUCUUCAUUCCCCCUAUUGCACAACCCCUACCCCCCACCAACUAUCCCUCAUCCAAUCCUUCUCUCUCCUUCUCCUAGGCAUGUACCUCUCUUCCCUCGCUACCCUCAAUUUCUCCCUCUCAAUCCUCAUCGGUAUCCUAUCUUCCCCCUUGUCAUACAUUCGUCCACUGGGUCAUAGACCCAUUAUCGCUUCUAUACUUGUUAUUUUGUUAGGUGUUCUUGCGCCUUCAACUGUAUUGCUUGCUGGUGCGAAAUAUUGGGGUUUGGAUGUGGGAGAUGUUUUGGUUGAAGCGGCGUUCGGAUGGGAUGUUGGAGGUAUGACGACACAGGUUGUGGUUUGGUGUGUUUGGUGGCCCGCGUGGGUUGUGGGUGGGAUGUUGCUUUGGGGAAAGCCCAGAGCGGAGGAGGAAGAGAUGGAGAGUUUGGAUAAGGUUGCGAAUGGGGCAGAAGGGAAAGUGGAAGUGGAAGUAGCCAAUGGAGCGGAAAAGAAAUAA
This is a messenger RNA of Botrytis fragariae, 2511 nucleotides long. Its product is annotated as putative rhomboid protein 2 protein. NCBI's taxonomy places the organism in Eukaryota, Fungi, Ascomycota, Leotiomycetes, Helotiales, Sclerotiniaceae. Gene Ontology annotation, molecular function: serine-type endopeptidase activity. Gene Ontology annotation, cellular component: membrane; GPI-anchor transamidase complex. Gene Ontology annotation, biological process: attachment of GPI anchor to protein. Bases 1 to 2511 code for a protein of 836 amino acids. The record is from RefSeq and is a predicted model, not a curated record. The transcript has 7 exons.